CUUCUGACCCGCGCGGCUCGGGAUGGGAAACCACGCCGGGAAGCGGGAGCUGAGCGCCGAGAAGGGCAGCAAGGACGCAGACCCCAGCGCAGGGGAACCCUGCAGGAGGAGGACCCCCCAGCCCCUUACCCGGGAGGCCUCGGACGACAGCGAUGUGUUCGGAGAGGCAGAUGUGGAGCAGAACAAUGGGGCCCCCUCUCAGGGCGCGGCGGUGACAGACUCCAAGCGCACAGCGGACCCGAAGAAUGCCUGGCAGGAUGCCAACCCAGCUGACCCGGGGGGCCGCCCCCACUUGAUCCGCCUCUUUUCCCGAGAUGCCCCCGGGAGGGAGGACAACACCUUCAAAGACAGGCCCUCGGAGUCAGACGAGCUCCAGACCAUCCCAGAGGACAGCGCAGCCACCCCCGAGGGCCUAGAUGUGAUGGCCUCACAGAAACGACCCUCCCAGCGGCACGGCUCCAAGUACCUGGCGUCCGCGAGCGCCAUGGAUCACGCCAGGCACGGCUUCCUCCCGAGGCACAGGGACACGGGCAUCCUUGACUCCCUCGGCCGCUUCUUUGGCGGUGACAGGGGUGUCCCCAAGCGGGGCUCAGGCAAGGUGCCCUGGCUCAAGCAGAGAAGGAGCCCUGUGCCCUCUCAUGCCCACAGCCAGCCCGGGCUGUGCAACAUGUACCAGGACGGACACCACGCGGCGAGGACCACCCACUACGGCUCCCUGCCCCAGAAGUCCCGCCCCCAAGACGAGCACCCCGUGGUGCACUUCUUCAAGAACAUCGUAAACCUCCGCUUCCCUCCCCCUGCCCGUCUCUCGCAGGGAGCCGAGGGGCAGAAGCCGGGAUUCGGCUACGGAGGCAGAGCCGCCGCCCACAAGGGAUUCAAGGGGGCCCACGACGCCCAGGGCACGCUCUCCAAAAUCUUCAAACUGGGAGGACGAGACAGCCGCUCUGGAUCGCCCAUGGCUAGACGCUGAUGUCUUGCCCCGUCACAGAACCCCGUCCUCGGCUUCUUAAUAUAACUGCCUUAAGAUGUUAAUACCGUUCACAUAAAUUACCUACUCGUAGCAACCCCCCCUGCCUAAUGCCCGUUGAGUUGUGCACAUCGGAGGGGCGGGCACGCCGCCCCCUACUGGCAACUCCUGGCCAUCAGCUAAAUGGAGAAAACGCAGACAGAAAAUUAAAUAGUUACUCUGAGUUUGAAGACAAAUGCCCGGGGACUCUCAUCCCACUGCGACGCGGCCCCGCCGCCCCGCGGGGCAGGUGCCCAGCGCACCUCCAAGUUCGCCCUCCUUCCUUGGACUUGCUUUGCUGACUCGGCACCCCUUGGCUUCUGGGCACUGCCGCGGCCACGUUGCUGUGGAGACAGACAUGUGCGGGGCGGUGAGGACUGUCGAUCCGAGCUUCCUUUGGUUUCUACCCCUGCCCUUGCUCACCUCCUAACACACACUCACCCUCCGUCCAGGAUCAGGCAGUCGGGAACGCACAGGGGGCUUCGGUACGUGGAGUGCGGGCGGGCAGCUGUGAAGAGGCCCACGCGGUGGGCGCGGAGGGGGCGCCUGCGGGGGCGGCUGCCCAGCUGGCGGGACUCAGGCGCGGCGGAGAGGGUGCAGGCAGGCGGCCCUGGGCGGGGCAACGGCCCCUACAGGAAACAGGACCUUCUUGGAAGUCGGGUGACGGCGCGGCGGGAGCCAGACGGGCCCCGCAGACAACCUGUUUCCCCCCAGAGCCCAGCAGGAGGGUCUGAGCGGGGCUGGAGGAGUUUCCUGGGUGGCCUCAGGGCGUCACCCUGGUCGCCAUGGGAGGUGGCCGGCGACAUGCUUCCACGGCGCGCGGCGCGGCAGGUGCACACUAACCCUGGGUGGGCGGGGCGUCGUCCACCUGCUUCUGGGACACAGACGUGCGUAGUCGGUAGGUUUCGGAGGGACCCUGUUCGCUGACCUGGACGUGUGAGCGGAGAGGGGCCUCAGAGCUGUGUCUCUUCUAACACCAGCUGACCUUUCCCUGCUCCCUCCUAACAGACUGAACCCACGUUUUGAUUUUAGGGUAUCUCUCACAGGCCUUCCAAAGAACCCCACACCAGCACCCCGUCCCCUUAGAACCCAGACGAGAAGUAGUGAGCGUAAUCCUGUCCUAAUUCCUGCUCGGUGUGGGUUUAAUGUAGUGUCUAUUAAUACCUAGCCUCAGUGAUGAGAGGGUUGGGGGGGGGGGAGAAAAAGGAACACAAUUCCAGAAACAAAACCUCCAAAUUGCUCGACACACACACACACUCGACAUCUUGGAGCCGAUUGCUGGCUGAGUGAUCUCUCUCUGGCUGCGCACCCGCCAGUGCGCGCUGUUGUGGGAGGUCUUGUGGAAAGUACACAUGUUCUCGAAAAUUGAAAUAAAAUAAUAAACUUUUAAUGAUA
Messenger RNA from Suricata suricatta (meerkat), 2401 nucleotides. RefSeq names its product myelin basic protein (gene MBP). Lineage: Eukaryota; Metazoa; Chordata; Mammalia; Carnivora; Herpestidae. Gene Ontology annotation, biological process: myelination. The record is from RefSeq and is a predicted model, not a curated record. The coding region runs from base 23 to 970 and encodes 315 amino acids. Gene Ontology annotation, molecular function: structural constituent of myelin sheath. Gene Ontology annotation, cellular component: compact myelin; cell periphery; neuronal cell body. The transcript has 8 exons.